Molecule: messenger RNA, 1200 nt
Organism: Recurvomyces mirabilis
Lineage: Eukaryota; Fungi; Ascomycota; Dothideomycetes; Mycosphaerellales; Teratosphaeriaceae
Gene: HYM1
Product: Hym1p
Exons: 2
Coding region: 1-1200 (399 amino acids)
Biological process (GO): intracellular signal transduction
Molecular function (GO): protein serine/threonine kinase activator activity
Source: RefSeq, a predicted model, not a curated record
AUGGCGUUCUUGUUUGGGCGGAACAGGCAGAGGACGGCGCAGGAUAUGGUGCGGACGGUCAAAGAGCUGCUGUUGAGAUUACCCAAAGAAGAGGGAGCUUCGUCAAAGACUGAAGAAGAGCUCUCCCGCAACCUCACACAGAUGAAAGCGACUCUCCAAGGCACACCCGAAGUCGAAGUCGCGCCCGACGCCGUCACCCAGCUCGUCCACCACAUCCUCGCCGAAAGCCUGCUCCCAAUCCUAGUCGACAACAUCCACCGCCUCCCCUUCGAAGCGCGCAAAGACACCCAAACCAUCAUCUCCAACGUCUUCCGGUUUAGGAACCCCGGCAGCACCUCCCCCGAACCCGACGCCCUGAAAGAAGUCCUGCGCCAACAACCCGAGAUCAUCAUCGCCCUCUGCAACGGCUACGACCGCCGCGAAUCCGCCGGAGCCUGCGGCGGCAUCCUGAAAGAAGCCCUGAAAUGGGACGCCGUGGCCGCCGUCAUCCUCUACGACGAGCCCUCCCCUACGGGAAAAACAAUCGACAUCUACAACGACGUCGACGUGACCGCCCCGAGCACAGGAAAGGGAAUCUUCUGGUCCUUCUUCACCUGGAUCGACACCUCGAGCUUCGAAGUCAGCGCCGACGCCUUCGACUGUUUCCGCCUGCUCCUAACAAAGCACAAACAGCUCGUCUCCCAAUACAUCAGCACCAACUUCCCCCUCUUCUUCGACAAAUACAAUUCCAUCUUGAUCAAAUCCGACUCGUACGUCACCAAACGCCAAUCCCUCAAACUCCUCGGCGAAGUCCUGCUGGAUCGCCAGUUCUACGAGGUCAUGACGCGCUACGUCGACAGCGGCGAGAACCUCAAACUCAUCAUGUACCAGCUCAAAGACGACCGGCGCAUGGUGCAGUACGAAGCUUUCCAUGUGUUUAAGAUCUUCGCCGCGAACCCGAAUAAGAGUUUCGAGGUGCAGAAGUUUUUGGUGAUGAAUAAGCAGCGGUUGUUGAAGUUUCUGCCGCGGUUUUUGGAGGAGAGGACGGAGGAUGAGCAGUUUUGUGAUGAGAAGGCUUGGUUGGUUAAGGCGGUGGGGGGUUUGCCGGAUAGUGUGGCGGCGUUGAGGCCGCCGGAGGGGAGGGUUGGCGGAGGUGGGAGUGGAGGGGGUGGGAUGCCUGCACAGCAGCAACAGGCUAGUAGUGCGCAGGUGAGGUCGUGA